GGGCCAAUGAGCGGCAGCGGCCCUGCUGGCCCGGGCACAGAGGGCACGGAGCGGAGAUAGAGCCGGGAUAGAACCGGGGAUAUUUGCCUCUGAAACAUAAAUGAGAUCAAGCAAAGGAUCCUCACCUGCUUAUCCCCGGAAGGUGACUGGCAGGUUGGGCUCCAGAGCCAUCCCAAGACCUGCUGUAGGCAUAUUUUGAUGUCUUUUAGUGCAAGAGGCUGGUACCUGGCACCAGCAUUCCCACCUGGCUCUGUGGCUGUGAGGAAUGGCCAUGGAAGAUCCUGACAGGAAGACUGAAGUGGUACUGCUGGCCUGUGGGUCCUUCAACCCCAUCACCAACAUGCACCUGAGGCUGUUUGAGCUGGCUAAAGACUACUUCAAUGAAACAGGAAAAUACAAAGUAAUCAAAGGCAUCAUUUCACCAGUGGGUGAUGCAUAUAAGAAGAAAGGUCUGAUCAGCGCGAAUCACCGAGUGACCAUGGCAAAACUGGCUACAAAAAACUCAGAUUGGGUGGAAGUUGAUGAUUGGGAAAGCUGCCAGAGCGAGUGGUUGGAAACCCUAAAGGUUUUAAGAUAUCAUCAUCAAAAGCUUUUAUCUGCUGGUGUCAAUAACAGUCUGCAGGAUGCUGUACCCAUAACAAAGCUGGGACGGAAGAGAAAACAGGAAUCAAAUAGGCACGAGCCCAUUAAAAAGAAAAAUCAGAGUCCGGCUGUAAAAAGUGUCCCACAGGUUAAACUGCUCUGUGGAAGUGACAUGCUGGAAUCUUUUGGAAUCCCCAAUCUGUGGAAGUUGGAAGACAUCACUGAAAUUGUGGAAAAACACGGUCUUGUGUGCAUCAGUAGGGCUGGAAACAACGUCCAGAAAUUCAUCUACGAAUCUGACAUUUUGUGGAGACAUAAGAGCAACAUCCACCUGGUGGAGGAAUGGAUCACCAAUGACAUUUCCUCCACCAAGAUCCGGAGGGCGCUGCGGCGGGGGCAGAGCAUCCGUUACUUGGUUCCGGAGGCGGUGCGGGCGUACAUCGAGCAGCACGGGCUGUACAGUGCCGAGAGCGAGGGCAGGAACGCGGGGCUGCUGCUGGCGCCCCUGCAGAAACAUGCCAGCGAGCCAGGGGCUCACUGAACUGCUGAACUGCUGCUGGCGCCCCUGCAGAAACAUGCCAGCGAGCCAGGGGCUCACUGAACAACUGAACUGCUGCUGGCUCCUCUGCAGAAACAUGUCUCUGACCCUGGGGCUCACUGAGCAACUGAACUGCUGCUGGCUUCUCUCGAAACAUGUCUCUGACCCUGGGGCUCACUGAACAGCUGAACUGCUCUCUGCAGGGGAAAGGCUACAUUUCAGUACAGGAAGGUGUGCUUUCUAGGGUCUACUUGGGGGCUUUUCUUAGGUACUAGUGGGCUAAUUCUGUACAUCUGUAGUUAGUAGUGAGGUUUUGUGCACUCAGUGAUUGGACCUACACAACCUUUUUUAAGUCCAAGAACAAGAUUUCCACAUUUUAAUGUUUUGUCCCAGUGCACUGAAGCAAGUAUAACAAUUCACAUUGGUACAUGAAAAUUGCAAAUGUAUAAGCAAAACAAAUGAAAAUGUUCUGAUUAGCUUUAAUUCAAACUACUCUGCUAUUUAUAAAACAGUAACACAAGUAUUUUAAUAACUUACAGUGUCUUAACAAAGUUAUUAGGUUUCAAAAGGUACCAUUUACUUAGAGUAAAUCUAUGUAAUUUUUUUUUUUAAAUUGUCAACAUGUGGUUCACCUCAAAAAAAUUAUUUAGCUCUGUCCUGGAAGGGAAAAGUUUCCUCCUGGCUGAAGUGGUUUUAGGUAUAGCGUGGUUUGAGCUGCUUGACUUUGAGCUAUGCAGCUGCUUGUUUGCUGUCAUACAGUUUGCUUCCAGAAAUGUCUUGUACUUUACUUUCAAGUAAAAGUUCAAGUUUCCAGGGCUGUAAUGUUAAGCUCAGUAUUGUUUCUGAUGGAAGGACAAACCUACCUCAGGAACUGGUUUAAAGCCAUUGAUUUAAUAGAUAGAAAUUAAUAAUAGUGUCAUUGCACUGAUUCUCAGACACUUGUCCCUUUAUUACAAAUAAUAAGUUUAUUUCAUAUAACAAAGUAUUUUUUGCUUUUGAGCUAUAAGUAGAAUAUAAUUAUAUGUAGCCAGAAUUGUUUUCUGUUACUAGAGAGAAAAUGGUAGGAUAUCAAUACUGACUGUAAAAUAUUUUCUGUGCUAGAAAUCUGGUUUUAAACCUAACAGAUUAUUGUCUACAAUGUAUGAACAUAAGCUAGAGAGGCACUGUGACUUUUGUGGUGAUAAAAUUCUACCUCCCUUUA
Molecule: messenger RNA, 2321 nt
Organism: Oenanthe melanoleuca
Lineage: Eukaryota; Metazoa; Chordata; Aves; Passeriformes; Muscicapidae
Gene: NMNAT1
Product: nicotinamide nucleotide adenylyltransferase 1
Exons: 6
Coding region: 266-1123 (285 amino acids)
Biological process (GO): NAD+ biosynthetic process
Molecular function (GO): nicotinamide-nucleotide adenylyltransferase activity; nicotinate-nucleotide adenylyltransferase activity
Source: RefSeq, a predicted model, not a curated record